CGCGUUCUAUGCAGGUUAUGCUCCAUUCCAAUCGCUAUUAGCCCAAUCAGGCGAGUGUUCUGCCCCUGGGCCCUGGUAGAACCCUAUCACGGAUUGCACAUACCCUCUCAACGUUCUAGAAUCCAAAUUCAACCGGGAGGUAAGUUUAAGGUAGAUAGGCAUGGUUCUCAAUAUAGAAUUAAAGAAACAUUCACACAUACUGUAAAGCUGGGUUGGUUAAAGUUAUUCCCUUAUUAACGUUUCGAGGAAUCCAAGGUUUCAUAUACGGAAUGAGCUGUGAAAACUGUAAUUCACGUUAAUGCUUAUUUUUACACUUGUUGCAAUCAGAUCUAUUUUUGGCUGUCCUGUCCAGGUACGUAGGCUAGUGAAAUAUCCCAAAUGAAAGCUGCAUACCUUAAUGAAUUGUUUCUCUAAUUUAUAUCCUCUGAAUAACCCAUAAUAUUUGAAGCAACUGCCUCUUACUACAUACAGAAUCAAAUCUGAAAUAAAUCAUGCUGAUGUAUUAUCAAAUGAAAACAAAAACAUAUAUAGAUGAUGGUUGGGAAUCUCACAGCUCUAUUAAAUGAGCUGCAUUUUGGAAAGAGAACCAAUCACCUCUCACACUUACAAAAUCCUAUUGUGUACAUUUUAAUACCAGUGAUCGCAGUUAAUCAUAUGCAUACCAAUUAUUUGAGUACUAUUAGAGCAGGUACUGUCUUUUUUAAAAAAAAAUUUAAUUUUUUUUAAAGCUAAUUUUUAACAUCUGACUGUGUUAUAAACUAUAGUGUGAAUUAUCACAAACUCAGACAUUUUCACUCAAGUGUGAAUUAAAAGCGAACUUCCAAUUUUAGACCAAAGCACCCAAACUUGGAAGCAUAGUUGACUUAGAGAAUUUUUCCGGCUUGGCUAUUUUGAUCCUAACUUCGAAACUCACUUUGAAUUCUCACUUUAGUGAACAAUGCUGUAAGGGAAUCUAAUUUGUUUUUUCUUAUGCCAGAAUUGCACAAAAAUCAGCCGUGUCUUUAGCUGAGCUACUUUAGCCUACAAAUUGGAAUUCCCUUUGGCUUCCUUACCUUGUUCUCAAAAUAGUGGGAAGGGCUUCACCUUCAGGGCAAAUUCUCAUUCUCAGUAAGUGGACAUUUUAUCUCGUACAACUUUACAUGCCAAUGGUUACAAUAAGAUUAAAUACCUCUGUCCUGAAUGGUAAAUUCUUAUAGUGAAACUUGUUUCUGUUCAGACUGAUAGUGGGUCAUACAAUAAAUAUCAGUUAUAUAAACCUAGAAAAACAUGCAACUGUUAAACUUAAAGAGCCAUGGGCCGGUUAUCAGACAGGCUGGACAAGUCAAACCUGCCCCCCCUCCCCCCCCCACCCACAAAAACAAAACUUUAAUAAAAACAAAGGCCAGCUCUAUUGUUAUAUGUGCUAUUACCCUUUUAACCAAUUUUCAGCUCAGUAUAUUUGUAGAUAAAUACUUUAACAGAACAUAUUUUAUGAAGGGAUUUCCAUGUGCGUAUCUGGACCAUUUCAUUGCCUUCCGCUUAAUUUGUAUCUGUUCUAUUUUCUUUUGAAUACGUGUGUGUUUGUUUAUUUUUUUGUUGUUGGUUUAUUUUUUGCAUGGUUUUUGGCAACAAUGUUUAGAAAUUUACUCUCUUUCUGUAGUUAAAGAUUGCAGAAACACCAGCAUUCUGUGUAUUAUAAAUUGUUGGAGGGCCAUUCUUCAUUUUCAAUUCUUGUAUUUCCUGAUGUUACCAAAAGUUGUGUUUUAUUUAUUUUUUCAUCUGCUACUGUGGAAUGCGUUGUUGUAAAAUAACCUAGUACUAUUCGUACUUCACAGAAACUGCCUAAUUUCUGUAACAGAACAAAUAAACUAACUGUAGUAUUAGAUGUUUAAAAUGUAGAUUCAUGUGUUCUAUCAAUACACAGUUUUCACACUAGCUACACUCUUGUUAAUAGCACAGUUUAUACUUGCUCAGUAACGUCUCACAGUACGGUUCUAUUUUCCCAGGGUGACCCAAUGAGAAUGGAGGUUUGUGAAGAUAUGACUGUGGACUUACCAUUGGCUAAUAUGCGGAAACGUCAAUGUAUGGGUGAUAUGACAGAGCAUCCCAACAGUGUAAGUAUUAUUAUUACUGAUUUUAUUUUCUUUAAAGGGGAUAUGCCUUUUUUUAAUGUACAGUAAGUUCUCCAGUGACUUAAAGGACCACUCUAGGCACCCGGACCACUUCAGCUUAAUGAAGUGGUCUGGGUGCCAGGUCCAGCUAGGGUUAACCCAUUUUUUAAUAAACAUUGCAGUUUCAGAGAAACUGCUAUGUGUAUCAAUGGGUUAAGCCUUCCCCCAUUCCCUCUAGUGGCUGUCUCACUGACAGCCAUUAGAGGCGCUUGCGUGCUUCUCACUGUGAUUUUCACAGUGAGAGCACGCCAGCGUCCAUAGGAAAGCAUUGAUAAUGCUUUCCUAGGCGACCGGCUGAAUGCGCGCGCAUCUCUUGCCGUGCGUGCGCAUUCAGCCGCAUGGGAGGAGAAGAGGAGGAUCGGAGGAGGAGAGCUCCCCGCCCAGCGCUGGAAAAAGGUAAGUUUUAACCCUUUCCUCUCCCCAGAGCCGGGCAGUAGGGGGACCCUGAAGGUGGGGGCACCCUCAGGGUACUAUAGUGCCAGGAAAACGAGUAUGUUUUCCUGGCACUAUAGUGGUCCUUUAAUUUGUAUGAUUUUAAAAGGGCAGUCUAAGCAACACAAUCACCACAUCUCAUUAUAUCUGCUAUAAUGCAAGAGUCUUUAGUUGCCAUCCAACGUCAUCCCCUUUCCCUCCCCAGAGCUCUGUCUAUCAUUGCCAUCCAGGUUUGGGUGUGGAAUUCAUAUGUAAUUUUUGCUUUAUCAGAGUGACACAAUUAGAUAGAGGUGAUUUGUCCCCAAAUACACUCCAGACACACAAAGCACUUUAGCUUGCUGAAAAGCUUUAUAUGUAAAGUGUGUCUUCUUUCCUUCUCCAAUAGGAACUGACACUUUGUUUUUUUUUUUGUUUUUUAUAAAUUCACCUGGUUACACCCCCUUGGCUUUCAAUCAGGCAACUGGUCCUUUUACUUGCUGGUUAAAGCUGCAAUUGCCCAGACAACCUGCCUUGGGAAGACUUCUCAUUGAGCUGCAUUGGGAAGUCUGUGAUUGGACAGACACAGAAAGUCUGGGCGAGGUUAGAAGGGGAGGGUCUUCCUGGUGCAGAGGGACACACCUAUUCUUGGCCAUAUUGAAAUGGCCGUAAUUAACAUGUGCAUAAUCAGUGUCUUUGACCAACUUGGACAACGUUGAUUAGGUGAGAGCGUUGGGCUAACUUUCCAACAAUUUAGUGUCAGUUGAAGUAUCACAAUGUAAGACAAGGAAAGCCAGAAAACAGCCCCCAAGUAACAUCAAUUGUCAAGACACUGAAUGUCAGUCACACAGUGCAGCUCUGCCCCAGGAAACCCCUCCAAGGUGUCGCUAGUGAGCAAUAUAAACACUGCCUUAUCUAUGAAAAAGGCAGUGUUUACAGAAAAGGGCUACAGGGACUGACUAUACUCACCAGGACAACUACGUUAAGAUCUAGUUGUUCUAGUGACUAUAACGUCCCUUUUAACAUAAAACAAAAAAGCUUGCUUUAUAGCUAUUUAGUAAAUGUUCAGAUGCUUAUUUACUCACUUAUCCUAUAUCCCUUUAAUCAGCAGCUGCAAACGGAGGCAGCUCAGUUAAGGUAAAUUCCUUGAUAUAUUGUGAUUGCUUUUUAAAUUUUCUCCUCAGGGGAAUACUGAAGCAUAAUGUAAUAUGCUAUCUUUUAACUGGUUUGUUUAUUGAGUCAAGGAGAGAAAAGUCUUACAUAUUCUUAUUUUCAUCGAUUUAUACGACUUGGUUAUGGCGUGGUCAAAGAUCAUGGUUCAAGCCUGCUAUUAAAGUCGAAGUGUACUGAAAGAGUUGAUUGCAUAAUCUGUAAACCCUACUCAUUGCUUUACAUAUUUUAUAACUUGGUUGUUAUUAAAGAGACUUUGCCAGAGUGUCCUAAACUUUGUUUCAGUCUUCUUGAAGAUUUGGAACAUUGUUUGAAGUAGUGUGGCAUUGUACUUAGCUAUGGAUUCCAUUUUCCUUCAUUCUCAGCAAACCUUUUGGUUAAGGAUUGUGAGAGAUGCAAAUGUUUAUUUUUUAACAUUACAAUGCAAUGUGUUAUUUUAUAUAUUUUUUUCCAUGUGAAAUUGCCUUCCAAUGCUUUCCUAUGGGUAAGCAUUGGAUUAGUUAAGAUCAUCUUCGGUGUGCCUCUUUGUUCCCCUCUCCUCCCCCACCCAGAAUUCGGUGUGCCUCUUUGUUCCCCACUCCUCCCCAAACCCAGCCUUCAAUGUGCCUCAUUGUUCCCCUCUCCUCCCCGAACCCAGCCUUCGGUGUGCCUCUUUAUCCCCUCUCCUCCCUUUAUUCGUCCCCUCCCCCUCAAGCCUUGGCUGUGCCUCUUUGUUCUCCCCUGCCACCCCAGCCUUUGCUGUGCCUCUUUGUUCCCCUUCCCAGCCCACCUCUGUGCUUCUUUGUCCGUUUCCCAUCCCCUCCCAGCCCCGCUCUAUGCCACUUUGUCCAUGCUCCCUGCAGCCUCACUCUGUGCCUAUUUGUGCGUGUGUGUCCCGAGCCGCAGUAGAGGAGCUAAUGUACCUUCUACUAGGUCUGACAGGAAGCAGUUUGGCGCUCUGACUCUACCUGUCAGACCAGUUAGAGGAUACAGAAGAUGCUCAUCCGUGGCUCAACACACUGCAUGCAGUGAAAGGCAGGAAGGGUCACUGUGCAGUGCGUUCCCCUCCUGCCAGUCACCCGAAGAUUGCUGGAUUUGACAAUACUUAGGCAUUCCCUUGUGAGUAAGCUCUUGCAAACGUGAAAUACAUGCGUUUUGACUAAUGGAGUGUGUUGUUGGCAAUAUUAUUGGUUAAAACACAAACUCAUCAACUCUUCUUGGAUUUAAAACUUAUUUAUUGGCGGCAAAGAAAACAAAUUAUUAAGAACACCAUGUCAUUCAGAAUAGUUUCAUUAAUGAUUUGUAUUUCUCCAAAGUAACAGCUUAAUCCUUUCACAACGUUAGGGCAUGCUAUGAUGCCCUACAAAAGGAGGGCUUUAACGCCGUAAGAACACCUUAACAUUUGGGCUUCCCUACAGCCAGUAUACUUAACCACCUUGCCGGAGCUGACAACAGCCAAUCCCACCAAUCCGAGUAAUGUAAUUGUGAUUUAGUUUGUCAGGCAGAUCCCCUCACCAUAUAUAAUUUUAUUAAUUAUAAUUAUGUAUAAGUAAUAUACCUUAGAAUCCCAUUUUCAUUUUAUAUAUUUUAACUCUAAGUAUAUUUUGAUAUUGUAUAACAAAACACACUUCGAAUAAAGAAAAAUGUAAUAUUUUUACAUUCUGUGAUUUUCAUUAACUGUAUAUUGGGGGACUUGCCUGACAACCCAGGCAGAAAGUCCAGGGAAAUUAAUUUGCAAGCCUUAUAACUUUCCAAAAGUCUCACACUAGGUGAACACAAACAAGUGUUUUUUGUUUUUACAUUUAUUUUUACUUACCUGAUUCCAUCAUCAAGGUUCCUUUGGUGCUGGAUCGCUCUCCACCUACUCUGACAUCAUGGUGAUGGAGGAAUCUAAUGCACACACGCAGCACGCACAACGCACACAUUUGGCCUUCCCCAUAUGGAAACAUUGACUCGAUGGUUUUUUUUUUUUUUUUUGGAGAUUUUGAAGAUGCUGCAUGUCCUCAUGCAAGUUGUAGACUCUUUGAAAGGCCAAGAAGCACCUCUACUGCCUGUCUGAAUGCAAGCCACUAGAGGCAGUCUUAACACUGCACGGUAAACAUUGCCGUUUUACAUUGCUGGGUUAAAGGGACAGUGCACCCAGACCACUUCAAUAAGAUGAACUGCUCUGGGUGCCUAUAGUGUAACUUUAAACAACACAAUAUUGAUUAGAGACAGUGACAAGAACACAACUGUUCUGUGAUACAUUUUACAAAGCAUCAAUAAGCUCAUUCCGUGUAAUGUGGUCUCCUACUUAAAGAGAGCGAGUUAGUGUAAUAAACAAAAAAUAUUGGGCUUUAAACUAAUCAAGAUGAGCGUUAAUAGAACUUAACUUAAUGAAUAUUCCAUGUUGUAAUGUCUUCUGAAACUCAUUAAUAUUAGCCAAAAGGCAUCCAUUAUAGGCAAUUUUAACAGUGUCUACUACCCCUGGUUUCCUUACAGUACUGUCUGUGUGCCAUUUGUUUCUGGAUACUACUCCGGAGUGCAAGAACUAUCUCUGCUGCUGGAGUGACCAGAGACGGCACCCACCUCACAGUUUAUCAGUGAAGAUCUCAGAUUGUUUAUAAACCAGCAGGCAGAAGCCAUUCUCUGUGCUGUGUCCCGUGUCAUCCUGAUGCUGUGAUAUAUAAUAUUUAUUUUUCUUGCCCAAGUCAUAAACUAAGCUUCAGUACAAGUUCCCCCAAUUUGUGGCUUUUGUAGUUUUUCAGCUAGAGGCUACUGGUUAUUCCUCUGUCUUUGUCCUGCCUGUGGAUUGAAAUAGCCGUGAGGUUCCAGGCAUUAAUUCAAGUAGCACAUGCAUCGUCCCGAAGCACUUUUUGUUUCAUGGUGCACUUGUUGUCUCAAAGGGAUUUAGGUUAUUUAUUUAUACUUGGUUGUUGAGUUUGCUAUAUCUCUGUUUUGUCAUUGUAAACCCAUCGUUUGUAUUAAUUAUACAGGGUUAUAAUGAUAAGUAAAUUGUAUCCAAAUAAAUGGAGUCCUUAAGGAAUGUAACAAUGUCCUACUCCCGUAUAAAAAAUAAAAUAAAAAAAAUUUGAGAGUGUGAAAAGGCAAUCACUGCUUUACUAAAAAUCUUAUAACAAUUUAGAUUGUACCUUGAUCAGGUACAGAUUGACCAUGUUGCCUCUGAUAAAUAAGACAACAAGCACUAUAGUUCAGUUCCCCAUCUAACUUCACGAGGAACUAGUGUCUUUCAUCUCUCUGUCGCCAUUUUCUAUCAGAGUAGGAUCUGUCCCUUGGUUGAAUGUGCCAUCUUUAUUUGUGUAUAUGUGUGUGUGUGUGUAUAUAUAUAUAUAUGUGUGUGUGUGUGUGUGUGUGUGUAUAUAUAUAUAUAUAUAUAUAUAUAUAUAUAUAUAUAUAUAUAUAUAUAUAUAUAUAUAUAUAUAUAUAUAUAUAUAUAUAAUUUUUUUUUUUUCAAAAUGUCUUUAUACAGGGAGUGCAGAAUUAUUAGGCAAAUGAGUAUUUUGACCACAUCAUCCUCUUUAUGCAUGUUGUCUUACUCCAAGCUGUAUAGGCUCGAAAGCCUACUACCAAUUAAGCAUAUUAGGUGAUGUGCAUCUCUGUAAUGAGAAGGGGUGUGGUCUAAUGACAUCAACACCCUAUAUCAGGUGUGCAUAAUUAUUAGGCAACUUCCUUUCCUUUGGCAAAAUGGGUCAAAAGAAGGACUUGACAGGCUCAGAAAAGUCAAAAAUAGUGAGAUAUCUUGCAGAGGGAUGCAGCACUCUUAAAAUUGCAAAGCUUCUGAAGCGUGAUCAUCGAACAAUCAAGCGUUUCAUUCAAAAUAGUCAACAGGGUCGCAAGAAGCGUGUGGAAAAACCAAGGCGCAAAAUAACUGCCCAUGAACUGAGAAAAGUCAAGCGUGCAGCUGCCACGAUGCCACUUGCCACCAGUUUGGCCAUAUUUCAGAGCUGCAACAUCACUGGAGUGCCCAAAAGCACAAGGUGUGCAAUACUCAGAGACAUGGCCAAGGUAAGAAAGGCUGAAAGACGACCACCACUGAACAAGACACACAAGCUGAAACGCCAAGACUGGGCCAAGAAAUAUCUCAAGACUGAUUUUUCUAAGGUUUUAUGGACUGAUGAAAUGAGUGAGUCUUGAUGGGCCAGAUGGAUGGGCCCGUGGCUGGAUUGGUAAAGGGCAGAGAGCUCCAGUCCGACUCAGACGCCAGCAAGGUGGAGGUGGAGUACUGGUUUGGGCUGGUAUCAUCAAAGAUGAGCUUGUGGGGCCUUUUCGGGUUGAGGAUGGAGUCAAGCUCAACUCCCAGUCCUACUGCCAGUUCCUGGAAGACACCUUCUUCAAGCAGUGGUACAGGAAGAAGUCUGCAUCCUUCAAGAAAAACAUGAUUUUCAUGCAGGACAAUGCUCCAUCACACGCGUCCAAGUACUCCACAGCGUGGCUGGCAAGAAAGGGUAUAAAAGAAGAAAAUCUAAUGACAUGGCCUCCUUGUUCACCUGAUCUGAACCCCAUUGAGAACCUGUGGUCCAUCAUCAAAUGUGAGAUUUACAAGGAGGGAAACAGUACACCUCUCUGAACAGUGUCUGGGAGGCUGUGGUUGCUGCUGCACGCAAUGUUGAUGGUGAACAGAUCAAAACACUGACAGAAUCCAUGGAUGGCAGGCUUUUGAGUGUCCUUGCAAAGAAAGGUGGCUAUAUUGGUCACUGAUUUGUUUUUGUUUUGUUUUUGAAUGUCAGAAAUGUAUAUUUGUGAAUGUUGAGAUGUUAUAUUGGUUUCACUGGUAAUAAUAAAUAAUUGAAAUGGGUAUAUAUUUGUUUUUUGUUAAGUUGCCUAAUAAUUAUGCACAGUAAUAGUCACCUGCACACACAGAUAUCCCCCUAACAUAGCUAUAACUAAAAACAAACUAAAAACUACUUCCAAAAAUAUUCAGCUUUGAUAUUAAUGAGUUUUUUGGGUUCAUUGAGAACAUGGUUGUUGUUCAAUAAUAAAAUUAAUCCUCAAAAAUACAACUUGCCUAAUAAUUCUGCACUCCCUGUAGAAGAGUGACUUCCUGGGGCUGAGGAAUGACUCUAUGCCUGCAGAAUUAUCUCUUGCUAAUUAUCAAUACAGAUGAUAUGGGUGUAACCUCCUGUGUCAGAAAGACUGUUUGUAUAUAAACUUUCCUAAAUGCUUUGAUAUUAAAGCAAAUUAUGGAGGGGGCUCUAGGCAGUAUGACCACUGCAGGGAGGUGUAGUCUGAUUAUUAAAAUGUCAAUUUAAGACUGGUGUGAAUCACUUUCUCCUGCAAAAAAAUUGUUGAAAUGGGCUGACUAGAUGUGCUAACUGUAUCUCGUAUAACAGCACAUUGUAAUUACUAUAAAUAAUCGCUUCUCCAAAUUACCAUCCGUAUUAUGUAUAGUAACACUUUAUUAUGGUAUCUGUUUUGUUUUAUUUUUUUUAUUUUUUUUCCUGUUUCUACAUCUGCAUGAUGAGCUUGCAUUUAGGAUGCAGGUCUUGCAUGGUCACAGCAGUUAGUAGACCAGAAUUAAUUGUGAUGGUAUUUUAAAGCAGUUUCUAAAGCUAAGUGCAAAUGUAUCAUCCAUUAGUGCUUGCUGUGGGGCCACUAGUGGAUUACAUGAAUCAUAUCUAAUCCAGUGCUGAAGGGUCACCUGUCUAAAAUAAUAGAGAACUUCUCUGGAUAAUCUCCUGAAUACUUUUGAGUAUUAUUCAUAUUUUUUUACAUUAGACAUGGUUGGUUGACUGCGAGUGAUAAAUAUAUGGAAGUCAAAUGCUCAUGUUCACCUUGACUGAUUUUAUAACGGCUUGUUGAGGGGCAUUAGAAACAGAAAUGUGCAUGAAGUGACAAGACUGUUGGAUAUCACGGUUGCAACUGUCUCUGGAACAGGAAUUCAUUUCUAUAGUCUGGAUAUUGUCUGUUUUAAACCUUUUAUUUUAGUGGGUAACUGUGGACAUUCUCAAAGACUUAAAGGAACACUAAAGUCCCCAGAACAUCUACAGCUUAUUGUAUUUGUUCUGGUGAGUAUAAUCCUUCAGGCUUUUGGCAGUAAAACUGUCUUUUCAGGAAUAAAUGCAGUGUUUACAUUACAGCCUAGUGAUAAAUCCACUGGACACUCCUCAGAUGGCUACUAGAGGUGCUUCCUGGGGCAGUGCUGCACCGUGUGCAUGAAGACACUGAAUUUUCCUCAGUGAUGCAUUGAUUUAAUGCAUCUCUAUGAGCACAUGCUGAUUGCCAGGGCUGUGUUUGGCUUGUGCUGGAUCUGCCUCACUGACUGUUAGCCACUCCAAUGGGAAAGCAUUGUGAUUGGUUCAGAUCAUCACUUCUGAUUGUCAGCCAAGCAGGCAGAUUAAGGGCAGAACCAGCAGUAGACUAGAAUAAAGGUAAGCAUUUACUAUAUUUAGGAGGGCUGGAUGGUAUUUUUAACAUUAUAGGAUUGGGAAUACAUCUUUGUGUCCUAUACAUGUUUAUGUCCUGAUCCUAUAGUGUUCCUUUAAACCAUGAGUUUUGUUAUAGUUGUACUUGUGCACAUCUUUGUAAACUUUUGGGAUAUAAUCUUCCUUUACCCCUCCCUUCAAUCUGUCCCAAUCCAAAGUAGCUGAUGGAAGAUAGUUUAAAACUCUAUGCCUGCAGAAUUAACUCUUGUUAAUUAUCAAUACAGAUGAUAUGUGUGCAACCUCCUGUGUCAGAAAGACUGAUUGUAUAUAAAUUUUCUUAAAUAGUUUGAUAAAACUAACAAACAUUUAAAGCAGGUAACUGGCAAGACUGUAUAUCCCAACAUGUAAUUGUUUUUAAUUCUACCACUUAGGUUAGGAUCUUCCUGAUGGGAUUCAUAGGCAACAUGUACUGUUGAAAUAUGUACGGUUAUCAUUAUUUGUGCAGAAUUGAAUGUCUCUUGAUAUUGAUGCAUUUGUGUUGAAGCCCUGAAUGCUAUCUAGAAGAACUAUUGAAAUAUAAAAGUUAUAAAAUGUUUUAUAUUUAUAUAAACUUUUUUCCCAAAUUGAUGUUGUAAUGUAGUCCGCAAUUGUAAUGUAAUACUUGGAGUUGGCCAGGCUGUCAGACAAUAAUGAAGAUACGUGAUGUCACAGAAAAUGAGCACGGUGUGCGAUGUGACAGUGGUCAUGACACUUUGUUUUUCGUUUGUGGAAAUAGUUACAGGAAAAAGUCUGUGUCUUAGGCAUGCACAGUGGAUGCUUUGUAGGAAUAAUGUCUUGAUGGAGACUGGGGUAUAAAAAAGGGAUAAAAAAAUGUAAGAAAACAUUGAUUUAUGUCACACGUUACAACUCCAGUAGCCUCCAUCCAACUGUAUGUAUUGCUUUCUGGUUGCAAGACCACCCACACAUACAUUUUGAGAUUUGCGCAUUUCCUCUGUACUUGCAUCCCAGGUCAAACGUUAUUAUCGCUAAGCUGGUGAGUCCGCAGUACAUUUAUUUAUUUAUUUUAUAUUUUCUUUCAAGAUAGGUAAAGUGACCCAGCAUGCAGAGUUAUUCACUAAACAAAACAAUAGCAGAAUUUCCAAGCCCUCUGUUUCUGGCUUGGCUCUUCAGCUCUAAAAGUUUACCACAAGCAAGAUGCACUGUUAAAUAAGGUCCUUCUAUUUUUUUUUUUUUUAUUUUUUAUUUUUUUAUCCCCCCCCCUCUCCCCAAAAUCUUCAAUUGUCUCUUCUUUUGUCUCCUCUUUGUGUAGAAACGGCAAUGUACUUCAUUGGGGAGUAUCGCUAAUGGAAAUGGCGUUUUAUACAAUCAGUUCAAUGAUUGUGACAUGGUGUAUUGGCAAAUGCAGAUGUCAAUGGCUAAAAAGGAGCCUGUGUCAGAAUUUGUUCCUCAACCUGAGAACAAUAUGGAUUAUAUGGUAAAUACAUAAGAGUUGAUAAAUAAUUGGUUGUGUUUUUUUUUUUUUUUUUUCUUUCAUGUGUGGCUGCUAGUAUAAGAUUUUAACUUUUUAAAAUAUUUAUUUUUAUUUAGCCUGUGGAAAAUCAUGGACGCAGCAGUUCUGCCCAGCCAUGUCCGAGAUGUAUUGCUGGGGAAUCUGUAAGUAUAUUAACAAAGCAGAAAAAAAAAUAUAUUUGUUCAUUUACUAGAUCUAAAAAUUGUAGUUAAUAAUGGGGGGAAAAAAAUUAAAAAACUUAAUUUAUUUUAUUUUUAAAUUGAUUUUAUGUUUUUGAGAAACAAGGCAUGUAAAUGAUAAAGGGAGAUUGAUAGACUUUCUCGUGGGCAGGCAGCAGGCUUAAAAUAUAAUUACAAAUGAAACAUUUUCAAUGCAUUUUAAGAAGCAGAGUACAUUGAAAUAACAAAAUACCAUUUCAUGUUGAUCCGACUAACUAAAUAUUGAACAUACAAAUAAUGAGUGUGGAGCGUGGAGACAGGCAGAGUGGAUUUUUAUCUUUGUACCAGUAUUGAUUAAAUCUCUUGUAAAUGACAUUCAAAAAUGCAUUAUUUAGCUACCUAUAAUGCUGCCUCAUCUAUAAUGUUCACUGGCUAAGUCUUCGGAAUGAUGAGCGUUUGGGAAAGUAAUAGAGAAAGCUGAAAAUUGAUCUUGCCUGUCGGUUCGCAUGGGCGAACAUUUUCGUUCUAGAUAAGAGGGUAGUUUGAAAUUCAUUUUACAGUGUAUGUUAGGUGUCUGCAAUAUGUAGAGCAGAUUGCCUGAAAAAGUAUGUUUCAGGCGGUCUUGUGGGCUGAUUCCAGAAUAGAACUUGUAGAAUCCUUGCUUUAAAGGAGUUAUCAAUCAUCAGAAUAAUGUCAUUUCAACAAGGAAGUCCCAUGUUGAUGUCUCUUUGCGCAUCAUUAUAGCUGCGAGGAUUUUUAAAAAUCUGUGUAGCUAUAAUGCUGCUCUGUCUCUUCCCCUUUUUUUUAAAUUUAUUUAUUUUGAUUAGAAUGUGUACAUUGAGAAUAACCUACUCUCUUGCUGGGGGUCUUGACAUGCCCAGCAUGGGGAGAAAAAGCAUUGUGCCGAGCCCCAUAUACCCAACUGCAAAAUGGGCUUUCAGUAGGUUGAUCGCAGCCAUGCUAUGACUGCUGUCAGUUGUCUUUUUUUAUUUAAAAGAAACCAUGCAAAGGCUUACGUGGAAACAUAGAAUGUGAUGACAGAUAACCAUUCAGCGCAUCUAGUCUGCCCAAUAUUUUAAAUACUUUUAUUAGUCCCUAGCCUUAUCUUCUAUCUAGCAUAGCCUUAUGCCUAUCGCACGCAUGCUUAAGACUUAAUCACAUAUCUCACAAACUCCUGCUGGAUACUGACAUAUCCAUUUUAAAUCCAAAGCAACAGCAGCAACGUAAUUGAGUAAGAUCAAAUAGAUCAGGCUUUCAUCUUUUAAGAAAGGUAUUGUGUAUAGAACACUCCAGGCUGCAUUUGACACGGUCCAGUUUUAAAGGGGCGACAUAACAAUUGGGACUCAUUGUAGCUGUAAUGGUACUUAGUGUCUUACCCAUUUCUAUGAAACUGUAUUGGAAUAGUUUCACACCCAAAAAAAAUUGAGCUCUUACAAAUCUAAAUAAGGAUGUGUGCAUUAUACGUCCGGAGCCGUUUAGAUGCUGAAUACAAUGUGCUUCAUAUCAAAGUGCGUGGUUACAGAUUUUCUACCCUGUUUGAAGAAAAAUGCUCUCAUCCAACGUAUACAAACUUUGAAGUUGACGCACACAACGUGGCCUAGUGGUUAUGAUCUAUGCUAGAAUUGGAAGCCUUAGAUUUUAGGGAUGCCCAAAAAGUAAAUAACCAGAUGUUAAACUACAACUCUUGAUGCUUUGUAUUGCUUGUAAAACAUCUGGAGUUCUCCCUUUUUUGCACCCUGUAUCUUUAAUUGUCGUGAAGGACUACCCUGCUUUGGGAUUUUUUGCAAAGCGUGGUCAGUCACAUGAGACAGGCUGGUAGAAGGUGGAACCUGGCGUGUGUGCUACACUAGUGUCUUGCCAGCGCCCAUCCGAUAUAGGCGGAACUAAAAAGAACUUAAAGGAUCACUAUAGGGUCAGGAACACAAACAUGUAUUCCUGACCCUAUAGUGUUAAAACCACCAUCUAGCCCUCCUGGGCCCCUCAUGCCUCCAUAAAUAUAGCAAAAUCUUACUGUAUUCAAGCCAGAAGCUGUAGAUCUGCAUGCAGUUUGCCUAAAAAAAAAAACAAGCAGUCUGCUGACAUCGUCAGAAGUGGUGGCCUGAUCCAAUCGCAAUGCUUCACCUUGGGAUUGGCUGAGUCUGACAAGGAGGCAGAACAAUUCAAACACAGCCCUGGCCAAUCAGCAUCUCCUCAUAGAGAUGAUUUGAAUCAAUGAAUCUCUGAGGGAAGUUCAGUGUCUGCAUGCAGAGGGUGGAGACACUGAAUGUUUGAAUGCAUUUUAGGCAGCCAUGACCCAGGAAGGAUUUCUAACAGCCAUCUAAGGAGUGGCCACUGAAGUUAUCACUAGGCUGUAAUGUAAACACUGCAUUUUCUCUGAAAAAAAGCCUGAUGGUAAUGAUUCUACUCACCAGAACAAAUUCAUUAAGCUGUAGUUGUUUUGGUGACUAUAGUGUCCCUUUAAAGACCUUUACUCCUAAAAGAGCUGAAUAUAUAUUUCACUUUAAAUUAAAACAUAAAAGGAGUCUUAUUUUUUUUUUUUUUUUUUUACACAUUAUUUUUAAUGUAAUUAAAUAAUACAGUGAGUUUACAGGGUUAAUUAUUUUGGACAAGAUAUGUAUACACUGCUCAAAAAAAUAAAGGUAACAAUUAAACAACACAAUGUAACUCCAAGUCAAUCACACUUCUGUGAAAUCAAACUGUCCAUUUAGGAAGCAACACUGAGUGACAAUCAAUUUCACAUGCUGUUGUGCAAAUGGGAUAGACAACAGUUGGAAAUUAUUGGCAAUUAGCAAGACACCCCCCAAUAAAGGAGUGGUUCUGCAGGUGGUGACCACAGACCACUUCUCAGUUCCUAUGCUUCCUGGCUGAUGUUUUGGUCACUUUUGAAUGCUGGCGUUGCUCGUGUGGGUUGUAGACUCCGUCUCAUGCUACCACUAAAGUGGCUCAGAUAGUGCAGCUCAUCCAGGAUGGCACAUGUUUAACAAUGUAUUGACUAUCUCUAGAUAGAGAUCGAUAUUCGCUAACAAUAAUUCUCGGCAUACAACCUUUUAUUUAGAAAGUGUUGCACUAAAGAAUACAUUGAGAUUUAUAAUUUUCUAAAAUGUCCUGCAACAUUGUAAUGUUUGGCCUGGUUAGAUCAGAAAAGACCAUUUGUUUCAGAAAUUCUAGGCUUAUUGGAAUAUGUGAGGUUUUCCGACAGCUGUGGAGAUCUCUAAGGUUUCUUUGUUGUAAUGUGGAAUGAAGAUCAAGGAAGUGGACCUAGUUCAAAAAGGCGGUGGAGUGGAUCUCUUCUGUCUGCUUUUUAUAUUACAUUUUUCGACCUGCCCACAAUUAAAAGCAUUGUAUUGCUCUACAUUAGCACUACUGGCAUGGAACAUUCAAAUGUGCUAUUUAAUCAUUUCAAUUUCUCUUUCAGGGUCACAUAAACCAUAUCCUGGGACUCUAGACAGGAGCUGACUGACCAAUUGAUAUUGAAUCCAGAAGUGAAC
Molecule: messenger RNA, 15225 nt
Organism: Pelobates cultripes (western spadefoot toad)
Lineage: Eukaryota; Metazoa; Chordata; Amphibia; Anura; Pelobatidae
Source: the annotation of a GenBank genome assembly